Molecule: messenger RNA, 185 nt
Organism: Dentiscutata erythropus
Lineage: Eukaryota; Fungi; Glomeromycota; Glomeromycetes; Diversisporales; Gigasporaceae
Source: the annotation of a GenBank genome assembly
AAUUUGAAAAGAGUGGGUUUGACAUUUAUGAACGUCGUGAAUUAGUGAUUGAAGAAAUUGCCAAAACUGAACAACAAAAAAAAGAAGAAAAUUUAAAACUUACUGUAAAUGAAAUAAAUAAAAGAGUGCGAGACAAAUAUUGGCGUACUGUCGAAGGUGGGGACAUUGAGAGGACAGAGACUUUC